Messenger RNA from Drosophila innubila, 476 nucleotides. RefSeq lists its product as uncharacterized. The record is from RefSeq and is a predicted model, not a curated record. The coding region runs from base 73 to 360 and encodes 95 amino acids. Lineage: Eukaryota; Metazoa; Arthropoda; Insecta; Diptera; Drosophilidae. The transcript has a single exon.
UACAUACUUUAUUAAUUAAAGCAGGCACCUGCUAACCAAAAUUCCAGUAAAAUUAAGACUAGGGAAAUCAUAAUGCCAGAAACGUAUGACAAGAAUCCUUGUCCCACUUCACAUUCUAACUCGAGGAAUAACAACAAUAAUUCACAAUUAACAAUCACUAAUCGAGUGCUUUUGUGUGGCCAGCGACAGGCUACGGAUUUUACUACAACCCAGGAAUUAAAACUUAGAGCUGGGGAUGUGCGAAUGGCCCGUAUGCAGAUCAGUCUCACCAAGCUGCGCAACGCUAUGGAUCAGUCCAAUAAGCUUAUCGAGCAGCUCUGCCAAGAAAUUCAGAUGGAAAUGAAUUCUUCCAAGAAAUAAUUAGUUGCAUAACAUUCCUUAGUGAUUGUAUCUGUAAUAGUAAUUCUUUGUAUUUGAUCGAUACAAUUAUUUAGAUUAUACAGUAAAAAUAAAUAUAGCAAUAGAUUAAUGGAAAA